AUGCCAGAGGCCGCUCGUGAACAAGCCCUACGUCGAUUGCCAGAAGAAAUCCACGAAGAAUACUUUGCAGCAGAGUUUGGUGCGCAGCUGAAAGAUCCGGACGCAUUCGCUGCAGAGGGCUCAGUGCUCAGCAUGGAUAGCGAUGAAGAUGAGCAGAUGGAGCUUCCGCCAGAAGCUGAGAUAGAAUUUGAUGCGGGCGAGCUGCAUCAUUCUAGUGGCCAUCUCGAACAAGGCAUAGAUGAACAUGAUUUGAAUGCAGUGGAACAUGAAAGUGAAGACGGGGACCAUGAAAUUCCUAUGUUUGAGCCCGAGCCCUUCGAGGAUCGAAUGGAAGAAGCAGGCAGCGAAAGAGCACAAGAGGAGCCAGCGCCGCAGCCCAAGAAGCGGCCUGCCAGCCAAAGAGCAAGUGCCAAGUCAAAGGCGAAAGUUCAAGCUGCGCAGAAAAAGCCUGCUGCGCGACAGCCUCGGCCGAACGAGCUAUGUCCGGGCACCCCGGGUAAGCCUUGCACCUUUUCAACAACCCUGCCUGGCACGCCCGCGAGCAUCCAACCAAAACGAGGAGAAAAGCAUUGCAUGUUUUGCAGUGCAGAUGCGUGUGAAAGAGCCUUUGCAUCCAAGCGGCCAAAAGUUUUACCUGUAUUGAAGAAGCUGCCUCCGGAAGACAGAUCCAAAGCAUUGAUCAACAUAGAGCAUUGGCAAGGCCAAGAAAAAGCUCACGAAAUGAAGUCCAAACUGACCAAUGCCAAGGCCAAGCCACCAAAACAAGAAUGGAAGCAGUUGCUCGAAGUCCGAAAACCAUUGAAGGCACCGAUGGAAGAAGAAGAGCAGAUCGAAUAUGAGCAGGCUGUUCGAAGAGAUCGCCAAAGAGCCAGACGAAAAGUUAUGUGCCCGGAGCACAAGGGCAAGCAUGGCACCCGAAAACAAGAGGAAAAAGAAGUUGCAGAAGUUCGAGCUCGAUUUGGCGAGAUCGCCGAUCUUGCGACCAACGACUGUGGCUUGCCCGCCCCGCAGGAUCCAACAGCUCGCAUGCUCGAAGCUUGGUGCAAGCAAGGAUCUUGGGCCAUGUGCACCACAUGUCAUUCGCUGCAGCCACAAAAUCUGGAGCCGAUGGACCUCAAGCGGGUGAAGAAGGCUACUAUGACACCCAAUAGGUGCACGGCCUGCCGCCAUGAGGAGUACGUGCCUGCAUUGGAGGAUGUCCCGCUAGUUUUGCGAAACCUGGCACCGGAAGUCUUGCAAGCUUUGCGACCGCUCGACAUCAACACAGGCCCAGCCGUACGAGCAGAUUACGGAUAUCGCGCGCACAUGAGCAUGAUCUCUUUCGCAUGGGCGCCCAGAAGCGUGGAGAGCAAGAUCAAAAAGCUCCCAAAGGCAGAUCGACGAAAAGCUCGAGCAGCUCUGAAUCAUCUCCUGAGCUGCAGAGAUAGCGACUACUGCGCAUUCUAUGACAAGCAUUUGGAAUUCUUGAACAGGCACGGGAAAGAUGCCGAGGAGAAGCUGCGCAAGAGGCCGCUUCGCUACAUCGAGCAAGAAGGUCUAGAGUGCGCACUAUGGCCCCACCUCUACUGGCAUCGCAACCUUUGCGAAACGGUGGCAAGAGCUUCGCAUGAAACCCGACGGGCGAAAAAGCGCAAAGCCAAGCGCCAAACAGUGGAUUCCGAUGUGGAAGACACUGAUGAGGACAGCGCGGAAGCCAGUGACGAAAGCAGCGGACCCAGCCCAGACAUCCAGCAGAGCAAGAUGGGCAGAAUCAAGCGCGGCUUCAUUCGAAAGGUGCUUUCCCCGGUCAUCGGCUAUGGCACAGAUUACGAGCUUUUGCAUUUCGUUUAUGACCUCAGCAUGUGGACCACGGUGGGAACCAAGAAGAACAUAGCUCGACAGUUCGAAGUUCCGCUCCGGGUGGUCUUGGCUGGAUGCCCAUGGGCCCCACAAUACUGGCACAUCAGACACCUGGCCGUGAUAGACAUGCAACGUCAGUGCGGCAAUGCAACUUUGUUCCGCACCCGGGCACCCUAUGAGACGACAUUUCCAUACCACGAAUGGGUGAUGCACGAACAACGGGAGGCCGGCCGUGCUCGCAUGCAUUUGGCAGGAGCAGAAACUCUCCACCAAGCCCAUGUCUUGCUCGAGCUGGACAAGGCUUUCAUUGCUGGAGCUCGUGGGAAAACUGCCCGUUCUGACCGGACAUGGAAGGAUCAUCUUCUUGGACCCGCCAAAGACAAAGACGUCCAGACCGUGAUCAGCCGUGUCACCCGCCUUGAGUUCCAAGAUGGAAAAAGAAAGAAGGCCACAAGAACUUAUCAUGGAAGAGGGACGACACAUAGCCAUUCAUUGGACUUCUUGCAGAACAUCAAAGACAUAGGUCUGGAAAGCAAGAUCUCAGCACAUGUUCCAAACAAGGAGCGCCACCCGUUGUUGCAUGGAUUGGUCAUGGAUAGUCAACUGGAUCGCACGAGCUCCAAGAUUCCAAUUCGAAAGCAAAAAUCAAGGUUUGAUGAGAAGACACAGAAAGUGCUACUCAAGCACACACCUAAAGACCACGACCGGCACGUGCGAGCAUACUUCCCUCAGACAAUGGAAGUCACCAAGUGCCACGAAGACAUCCAACAACCAGACGGGAACGGCGCAGUGCUCCGCUAUGUGGCUACCUACUCAUUGAAGUUUAGUGAUUCUAUGGAAAAGGAAUGGCUCAACGAGCAAGCUUCAGACUACAGCGUGGCCCGGCGCAUUCUUUUCAGCUACCACCCACUGGAACCAGAAAUGUGGCUUACCCUCGCGCAAGAAAGAUUCCCCCAAGUGGACUACAAGGGUUCGCUGGUAGACCUCUUCGUUCCUCUGCCAGACACGGAGAACAAGCCAAAGCUCUUGAAGAACUACGAGGACGCAACAUGGCGCAGCGACGACAUGCCCUUCAUUCAGUUCCUCCGGAAGAGCAACCAAGCUGGAGAGAUCAUGCGCCACAUCAAAGAAAAGCAUUUCCAAUAUGCUGCCAAAAUGGUCGAACAGGCCAUGAUCGAUGCAGAGGUGCCACCAAAACAGGCUGCCAAGCAGAGCACUGACCUAAUCAAGCACUACAAGCGACAGCUCAAGUCGGAUGCAUCGCUGGGCUCUCUGGCAGAGUUUGUGGAGAAUGAGUGGGAUGUGUGGCUGCCAGAAGUGGAGGAGUUUGCAAACAGCUACAAACCCCAAGCUGAAAAGUUGGUGGCGGCCAGCAUGUACAGUAUGCUCAACGACCGCUACUACGGCCAGUGGCUGGUAUUGCACAAGCCUUUUCGCGAACUGGAAGACCUCACAAAUGCAUUUGCCGAUGUUGCAACCCAGGCGCCUCCACAUUACAAGUAUUUUGCCAUGGCCUUGCACGCAGCUCCCGAAUUCUGGGGCAACGAUGGCUCCAUCCAAAGCCAAAUGGAAUUGGAGGCCCAUAGUCAAGCAAUGAUCAAAACUGUCUUGAGCAAGGUUCGGGCCCAAAGAAGCUUGGUUUGGAGCUGCUUCAACGGAGAAGUGGACCUCGACGGCAUGGUCGACGCAGAAAGCAGCUGCGAAGAAAGGGAAGAUGAGCAGGCCGAGCAGCCAAAGAUCAAUCUCACAGCAUCACAGAAGAGAUAUCGUGAGGCCAUGAAGGAGCCGAUGCAACGUGCCUUGAAAGCAGCCAAUGCAACCAGCGACGAAGAAAUCGAAGAACUGACGGUUGAAGCCCAGAACAGCAACAAGAUGUUGUUCGCCAACGGUGGCCCAGGUAGCGGCAAAACCUUUGCGUUGCACGAUCAAAUCAAGCACUGGGAAGCCCGAGGUGCUCGCGUACUCUUCGUGGUCCCCACUGGCCAGCUUGCAGCGGAGAUGAAGCCCCAGCACCCCAACAUCGAUGUGGACACCUACCAUGGCGGGCUCUUCUUUCACAAAGACCUCUCCGAAGCGCUGGGCAUCAUGACGCAAUACGACCUCAUCAUCUUGGAUGAGGUUUCAAUGCUGACCGCAGAGCAGUUCGAGAGAGUGGUUGCCAUGUGGGCCGCCGCUGACAAGCUACCGUGCAUCUUGCUGGCCGGCGACUUCUGGCAGAUGCCGGUGGUGGACAAGAACGCACGGCGCUGCGACGAAAGCCCUUUGUGGAGAUCCAAUGUCCGCGCCAUCACCUUUCGAGAACAAGUCAGAUGCAAAGACCCAGAACUGCAGAAAACAUUAUCAUUGUUGCGCACAGCAAUUCCCGGCAAGCGUCAGUUGAAGCGGAUCUUGCGCGGGCACAGGGCAUGGACUAGCCACGCGCCCGAAGCGUGGGACAUCUUGAACCUGUUGCGCAACCACCCUCAAACCACCAUCGUGACAUGCACCCGCAAAGCCAGCGGGCUGGUGAACGAGCUUGCCAUCCAAGUGCUCUUCAAAGACCGUCACAAGAGACCGCUCGGCGAAAUCCCCAUGGACUUUGACACAAACCCAGAUAAUUACCUUUCCGACGGGAGCCUCAAGAAGGGCAAGUUGCACCCAAAGAUGAUGCAGGUAUAUCAAGGCGAGCGGCUCUUCUUGACCAAGAACCUGGACAAGGAGAAUGGCUUUGUGAACGGCAUGCCCGCCACGGUGCAUGACUACGAUCCAAGAAGCCAGUGCCUCUCAGUGAUCACAAAGAUGGGGAAGAUGCUUGCGGUUCAUUUGUACACAGAGGAAGUUCAAGACCACGGAAAUGUGACGUGCUUCCCGGUCCGCUUGGGCUACGCCACGACGAUCCAAAAGAUUCAAGGGGCAACG
Durusdinium trenchii is the source of this 4737-nucleotide messenger RNA. The record is from the annotation of a GenBank genome assembly. Lineage: Eukaryota; Dinophyceae; Suessiales; Symbiodiniaceae.